GGGCUGGGUGCGUGGCGGCGGGAGAGGAGGACCCCAGCCCGCGCGGGGUCGCCCGCGCCCGGGGCCCGCGCACAGGGCGGGAGCGCUCAAGCUGCUGGUCCCGAGGAGCUCUGCGCCCUUGGCUGCGUCUGGGUCCUGGGAAGGCGUCAGGUUUCUAGAAGCAGGGUGGAACAGAAGCCAGACACACCCCUCCCCCCCAGCCUGGCGUUGCUGGAUAAUGGCAGUUGGGCCAAGGGUGAGCAGGGCCCUCAACUCUGUGGCCCAGACCUCGAGGGAACCAAAGGUGUCCUCAGCCGUGGAAGAGGAGAAUCUGGACAGCACAACCAAAAAGGAAGGCAGCCCCUUGGAGCAGACACAUUUGUCACAGGAAGCCACAUCAAACCCUGGGCCCCCUGUGGGGCAUCCCCCUCUGCUUGAUUCUGGGGAGGUGGAUAGCUCCAGGAAGGAGACCAGCCAGCCCUGGGGGCCAACCCAGGAGUGGGUAAAGGAAGAAGGAGGCACCAGGGAAGAGAAAGUGCUUGACUGGCUGAAGCCGAUGGAAUCCGUGCAGAAGACGUUCCCGUGGGUGGGCGAGGUGGCAACUGCCCUGAAGGCAGCCAUGAAAACAGAGAGCUGGUGGGAAGCGUGGGUGCAGAAGCCAGUCACCUUUGAGGAUGUGGCAGUGAAUUUCUCGCAGGAAGAGUGGGAAUGUCUCGGUGCCAGUCAGAGGGUCCUUUACCAGGAUGUCAUGUCAGAGACCUUCAGGAACCUAGAGUCUGUGGCCAGAGCCUUUCUGCAUAAACCAGAUCUGGUCAGCAAGCUGGAGCAAGAAGAGGAGCAGUGGAGAGCGUGUCUCCAUCCCCCAGACAGAGAAGGGCUCCUUUCAGCCUGCGCCUUUCCAGCCGGCUCAGACAUGAGGUGGAAGAGACCUUGUGAUCACAGUCUCCAGUCCCUUGGCUUCAAGAUGACUGUCAGCCUUUCGGGGCACGGGAAUGUCUAGAGAUUGAGAGAGUACAUUCUUCUUCCUCAUUCUCCACAAGAGACAAGGAGGAGGGCUCGUCAUGAAACAAGAGCAGAAUCUGAU
This is a messenger RNA of Microcebus murinus (gray mouse lemur), 1063 nucleotides long. Lineage: Eukaryota; Metazoa; Chordata; Mammalia; Primates; Cheirogaleidae. The record is from RefSeq and is a predicted model, not a curated record.